UGUCAGUGAGGAAGGGUCAGCUCCAAAGCAAAGAACUUCAGUCCGUAAGAGAGAAGAACGAAGAUGGAGGGUAUGAAGAUAUUGCCUAUUAGUUGGAUGGCUCAUCCACAUUGGUUGCAACUGACGCUAUUGGCCAUCUUUGCAAUUCUUCUUCCAUCGGCUUCCUGGGCUCGAGAACACCUGCUUUUGGCAACUAACAAAGCCCUGCCCGUGAGACUGACUGACUACGAGGUAACCGACGCUCCUUCACAGUGUGCUUGCAGAAUUAUGUGCAUCAAAAAUUAUUCCUGCAGCGGCGUUACUGUUCGGGAUGAUGGAGCUCAGCUGACUUGUACUUUCAGCCACGAUGAGGUGUUCGUGGGAAAUCUGAACAGGAACUAUGAUUCCAAUACCUGGAUCUUUAAAGCUAUUGCGGCCACAACAACAACAACUACCACAACAACAACUACCACGACUCCAACUACAACAACUACCACGACUCCAACUACAACAGCUACAACUACUAAGACUCCAACUACCAAAACUACAUCUGCCACGACCACAACUGCAACUACAACUACAGUGAGAGGUUGCCCAGCUAACUUCCAUUUGUUUAAUGAAUCCUGCUACUACUUUAACUGUUCCAUGACGUGGCAAAAUGCAAAGUCUGAAUGCAACAAUCUUGGAGGUGAUUUGGCCAAGAUAACAAAUAACGAAGAGAAUGAAUUCAUUAAAAGCUUUCUUGAGCAUGAAGCAUUGCCUCUUCUACAUCUGACCUCAAUGCUGGGCAUUCUGAUCAGUGCCAACAAGUCUAUGGUCUUCCGACGAAGUCAUAAUGGUCAGGCCUCAUCUUCCAGACAGAUCAGUCAAGAGUGUUGGUUGGGGUCCUCUAGACCUGUAGAUCCAAGACAUCUCAUCGUCCUCAAGUACCUUAGGGGUCAGAUUGGGGAGCAUUCUGGAAAACAUCAAAAUAUUUGGGAGUUAGACUGUAGGAAAGUUUUAAAGAAGAGAUUAGCUCUUAGUGGCCCCGAAAGAGAUGGUUUCCCGAGCUACCUCUCUGAGCAGUAG
Molecule: messenger RNA, 1047 nt
Organism: Macrobrachium nipponense
Lineage: Eukaryota; Metazoa; Arthropoda; Malacostraca; Decapoda; Palaemonidae
Product: G8 domain-containing protein DDB_G0286311-like
Exons: 9
Coding region: 64-1047 (327 amino acids)
Biological process (GO): phagocytosis, recognition; positive regulation of cell population proliferation; positive regulation of cytokine production involved in inflammatory response
Cellular component (GO): cell surface
Molecular function (GO): pattern recognition receptor activity; (1->3)-beta-D-glucan binding
Source: RefSeq, a predicted model, not a curated record